Molecule: messenger RNA, 644 nt
Organism: Hippocampus comes (tiger tail seahorse)
Lineage: Eukaryota; Metazoa; Chordata; Actinopteri; Syngnathiformes; Syngnathidae
Product: aspartate--tRNA ligase, mitochondrial-like
Exons: 6
Coding region: 175-627 (150 amino acids)
Biological process (GO): aspartyl-tRNA aminoacylation
Cellular component (GO): mitochondrion
Molecular function (GO): ATP binding; aspartate-tRNA ligase activity
Source: RefSeq, a predicted model, not a curated record
UUGACCUUCUGUUUUUGUUUGUUUCUCUUCCACUUUGUAGGUUUUGUUGACGUAGAAACCCCAACAUUGUUUAGAAAAACACCAGGGGGAGCCAAAGAGUUUGUGGUUCCGUCCAGAGACCCGGGUCGUUUCUAUUCCCUCCCUCAGAGUCCUCAGCAGUUCAAGCAGCUUCUAAUGGUGGCUGGGAUUGACAGGUACUUCCAGAUAGCUCGGUGCUAUCGAGAUGAAGGCUCCAAACCGGAUCGGCAGCCCGAGUUCACCCAGGUCGACAUCGAAAUGUCUUUUGUGGACCAGGCGGGCAUCAUGUCCCUGGUGGAAGGUUUGUUGGAAUACUCGUGGCCUGCAGAGAAAGGCCCGCUCCCGCUUCCUUUCCCAUGCGUGACGUAUGAAGAGGCCAUGAGGGACUAUGGGGUGGACAAACCUGAUACCAGAUUUGGCAUGAAGCUGACGGACCUCCGAGACGUUUUCCUGUCCACCGAUAUCGGUUUCUUCAAAUCGGCUGUCAGCAAAGCGGGAAGCUCUGUUUUGGCCAUCUGUGUGCCCAGGGGAGCACAACUAUUCACGGGGAAAGAUUUAGAAGAACUGAAACAAACAUCCAAGACUCAUUUUAACCAGGUAAGAGGAUGAUUGGCGGUUGCCUGUGA